AUGACAAAAGACGACGUUCCUGAGAAUGAUCCCGGAGAUCCAACUAUGCGCAAAGUUCAACUGCUGUCGGACGGUGAUUACAUGGAGAAACUAGUUGAGGAAAACCACGACGACCACGACAAAUAUAACGUACGUCGCCAAAAAGAAAAAGAAAGCCGGCGUAGAGAUCGCCAGGAAUACAUUGAAGACUUAGAAAACGAGCUGGACCAACUUUAUCAGGGACGCACCCUACUACCUCACAGAAAAAUCGGACCUGAAACUGUCCCUGAGCACAUGAAAUGUACCUUCUGUGGCAUUUACGGGCGCCACUAUUCAGAAUCCUGCUCAUUGAUCACUGAUGGUGACGAGCGUUACCGGUUCAUACAGAGGGAAAGGCGUUGCCGACUAUGCCUUGGAAAGAACAACGGUCCUGACGAUUGCAGAACUGAGGAAAAAUCAUGCUGGUAUUGCGUUGUUGUCAUGGAUACGGCCCUGGACUUCCUGUUCAGCAAGAAGAAGCAACAUAGAGCUCCUUGUAGAGUACCUGAUUCGAAGGAUCGUAUCAAGAAAAAAAUAAGGGCCAUCAAAGUGGAAAUCAACCGCACAAAAUACAAACAAGACGCGCCUGCCGGAGUGUAG
Messenger RNA from Haemonchus placei, 618 nucleotides. The record is from the annotation of a GenBank genome assembly. NCBI's taxonomy places the organism in Eukaryota, Metazoa, Nematoda, Chromadorea, Rhabditida, Trichostrongylidae.